ACCAAAAAAGUAAUAACCCUUUUGCAACUUGUUCACUCUCUUUUCCCAAAUCUCUCUCUUCUUUUGUCAUCAUCUACAUUACAUAACACACUUAAUCCAUUCAAAACUUCAAAACCGUUUUUUCUAGAAACUCUUCCAAUUCCAAUCCCUUCAAUUUCUCAUAAUCUCAUAGCCUACAAAUUCAUGUGAUCAAUCUUCCCAAAAGAAUCCCAACCAAACAAACAACCUUAGAAAAACCUCAAACUUUGUUAACACAAAAGACACACACAAAUAGUUACAUAGAUAGAUACAUCUUUGUUGGUGAAGAAAACAAAGAAGCUUAUGAUUAUUAUAUUAUAAAGUUUGAGGCUUUCAUUCAUUCAUAAGAGGUCAAAGGUAGAAUUUUUUUGACAACCCAAUUGAGGUUUUGGGACAAUGAAGCAUCUUUCUGCCGGCGCCGCCGUGGAGAAUGUCUCCGGCGAAGGGAACAAGGCGUGGAAUUCAAUUGGGUCGGGAAGCAAUGGUUUUGUGAGGAGGAUUAUGCAGACAAUUAUGGUUUUUGUUGGGUUUGGUGUGUUUUGGAUGUUUGUUUACAACAACUCUGCUUCUCCGUUUGGUUUUCCAGCUACUAUCUCAUAUUACUUCAAUGGUUUCUCAGCACAAGAAUACUAUGAUCCAAACCUCAAAAAUAUUCUAAGAAACGCAUCAAUGAAGGACAAAACAGUGAUACUCACAACAUUGAAUGAUGCAUGGGCAGAGCCAGGUUCAAUAUUUGAUCAAUUUCUUGAGAGUUUUCAAGUCGGUGGGAACCAAACACAGAAGCUAUUGGAUCAUCUUGUGGUGAUAACUUGGGACCAAAAAGCAUACUCUCGUUGCGUUGAUUUGCAUAAAUAUUGUUAUCAACUUCAAACUAAUGGUGACAAUUUCACUAAUGAAGCUUUUUUCAUGACUCCAACUUACUUGCAUAUGAUGUGGAGGAGAAUUGAAUUUCUUGGCACUGUUCUUCAAUUGGGAUACAGCUUUGUGUUUACGGACACCGAUAUAAUGUGGCUAAGAGAUCCAUUCCCACUAUUUUACAAAGAAGCUGAUUUCCAAAUAGCUUGUGAUUUUUUCAACGGAAACUCCUAUGAUUUACACAACUAUCCAAAUGGAGGGUUCACCUAUGUAAGAUCCAACCCAAGAACAAUUUGGUUCUACAGAUUUUGGUACAAGUCAAGAGAAUCAUAUCCAACUAAGCAUGAUCAAGAUGUUCUCAACAAAAUCAAAAUGCACCCCUUAAUUACAAUUAAGAAGCUCAAGAUUAGGUUCUUAAGCACUGGUUACUUUGGAGGGUUUUGUCAAUCUAGCAAGGAUUUUAGUAAAGUUGCUACAAUGCAUGCUAAUUGUUGUGUUGGUUUGGAGAAUAAAGUUGAAGACCUUAAGAUUGUACUUGAGGUUUGGAAAAAGUAUAUGAAAUUGGAUGAAAAUGGGAGGAAAAAUUCACACCCUUCUUGGAAUGUGCCAAAAAGUUGCAGAGGUUCCUUUGAACGUAGUAGAAAAAAGAGGGAAAAGAACAAAGGGAGGUUGUAACAGUAAAUUAUCAUAAGGGCGGAGAAUGGUCACAUUGGAAAAGAUGUGUGGUGAUGGUAAAUAAUUUGAAAAGAUAGAACAGAAAGAAAGAAAAUAAUACUCAAUUUCUCAUUUCUCAGAAUAUUACAAAUUUGCAAUUGUGAAUUUAAGUGGUUUUUUUAAUUCUGAGUUUGAAUUUUUAGCAUUUUUAUUACAAUUAUUUUAUAGUUUCUGUUUCAA
Vicia villosa (hairy vetch) is the source of this 1767-nucleotide messenger RNA. RefSeq lists its product as uncharacterized. The transcript is spliced from 5 exons. Lineage: Eukaryota; Viridiplantae; Streptophyta; Magnoliopsida; Fabales; Fabaceae. The record is from RefSeq and is a predicted model, not a curated record. The coding region runs from base 415 to 1548 and encodes 377 amino acids.